AUUUCAAUCACGAGAAAAGUUAGAGUGAAUAAUUCAUUCGUCGUGAAACAACUGCUGCACUGCUCACUGAUCCACGUGCCUUCCUUGGGCACCGGAGUGGUUCAGGCCAAGGGCCUCGCAGCAGACGCCGCUCCGGGAACACUGCUGCCAUUCCCGAGGUACCGUUGCCGCCGCCAUGCCGGAACGCGGGCAGGGACGUAUCCCCUGGUCAGUAUCCUGAUGGGCAUGAUGCUUGUCAGAGUGUCCCUCGGUGACGACAACAUCACCCUUACGCCAGGGUGCUCUUGUGCCAGCCUCCUGAGUGCCUCGACUUCGCGGCCAGCCACCUCCCGCCCAUGGUGUGGCGCCACUUUCAUCAACAAAUACGAGUACAUGAACAGCGUCAGGUGUUGGGUGAUUAACCGGCGGGCGGCUGCCUACCACAGCUGUGCCUCCAUGGCCACUAGAUGGUUGAUGAUUCAAGGAUGAGCUUAUCAUAAUGCUUAACGUUGUGUUAUUAAACGUGCCAUUAAAUAAACCAUCGACGGUAGUAAAUCCAUACGUGUCACGAAUAUGUUUCGAGAAGGGACACUGUAGUAUGGCAAGACUCAGCCUGCACCUGUCCGCUCCUUCAGGGGCAGACGACCACGCUCCCUCCUGAUCCACCUGCCAACCUCCACUGUCAGCCAGCGCGCUUACAGGCGGAUGCGCCUCAGACAAAUGCUGUGAUCUUCUUUUAAUCCCUCGCCUAUAUGUAUAAAUGUCUUGUACGACUAUGAUUUGUUUCUGAGAGGGAUAAGUUAACGCUUAAACAGUAAUGGUCAUUAUUUUUUGCCAUAUUCCCAGGAAUGUGACGCUGAAGGAGUCAGGGUGUCACUUAUUGUAAACUUGGAUGUCCAACCUCCCUAGAAAUUCAUUGAAAUGAGUUAGUCUUUCAGAGUGGAUAAGGAUCGCAAUAGCGGACAAGAAUUGCGGUACUCCGGGGAAAGACAUGAACAGCGUCAGGUGUUGGGUGAUUACCAGUAGUGGUCCAAAGGUGGCACGUGGCAUAUAUAUAUAUACUGAGGCUGUGGAAACCUUCUCGAGCACCACCUGGCUUGUGGUUUCUUUGGUUCCCCCUGGAAGAAUGGGUCCUUGCUUUGCUGUGGCGCUACUCGCUGUGGUCAUCGGCAGUGCCGUCGGAUUGGACAGAUGUGUCGUAGAUUGUUCCAAGAGUAAUGUUGCACACCUCACUGCCGAUCCUGUCAACUGCAAAAAUUACUAUAUGUGUUACGAUUCAUUUGUACACAGCCCAUAUUCAUUCCCCUGCGAGGAAAACAAGUUUUUUGACAUCGUUUCCAACUCCUGCCGUGACUCUUCCGUCACUUGUACUCCUGAAUGUGAAAAAUGUUCCUUUGACUGCUCUUCAGAUAUCCUCGGUAAAAUAUCAAGUCCAGUUGACUGUGGUAUUUAUUAUAUGUGCUACAGUGAUAAGUGGGUCACGUGUCCCUCAGAGGAGCCAUUCUUCGACGGCAGUGUUUGUCAGAAGGACAGGUAUAACUGCUGUGACUGCAAACCUCGGUGCACCGCUCAUGACGCAGUUAAUUACAGCAUGGUCCCAGACCCCCGCAAUUGCACCAACUAUUACCAGUGUUUGAAUGAAGGGAUCCCUACAAUCCAUGGUCACUGUCCAUACGGGAAUUUCGAUGCACAGCUAGGAAUAUGUAGUGCAGACGCCUCUUGCAUACAGCCGUGUGCCUGGUGACACCAGUGUUAGGCAGACAGCAGCCCCAGAUGUCGCAGAGAAAACGGUGCCAGCACGGUCGUCAUCACCGGGUUCUUGAUGCAGCUCCCAUCACUGUACAUCCAGUCAUCUUGCCAUAUGUAAAGCUCUUGCAUGGUUAGUUGCUCUUUGUUAAUUUUUGCUUCCUAUUAAGGCAGCAUCAAGUAGCGAAAUAAGUAGUAUUAAAAUAAGUAGUAUUAAAAAAAAAUAAAAAAUAAGUAGUAUUAAAAAAAAUAAACACAUGAAAGCAAAA
Messenger RNA from Scylla paramamosain (green mud crab), 1994 nucleotides. RefSeq lists its product as uncharacterized. Gene Ontology annotation, molecular function: chitin binding. Bases 971 to 1723 code for a protein of 250 amino acids. The record is from RefSeq and is a predicted model, not a curated record. NCBI's taxonomy places the organism in Eukaryota, Metazoa, Arthropoda, Malacostraca, Decapoda, Portunidae. The transcript is spliced from 2 exons. Gene Ontology annotation, cellular component: extracellular region.